Messenger RNA from Staurois parvus, 255 nucleotides. The record is from the annotation of a GenBank genome assembly. Lineage: Eukaryota; Metazoa; Chordata; Amphibia; Anura; Ranidae.
ACAAAAGCUGAUACACUGACACAUGUAAGUGGCUGGAUCUUAUUACACCACAUGAUGAGUCUUUUUAACCAGGGGCGGACUGACAACUCAUGGGGCCCCCGGGCAAUAGGGGAUCAUGGGGCCCCUGUGUCCUUGCCCAAACUCAAAAAAGCCUAUGAAAAAGGUACCAGGGGCAUCUCAUGGGGCCCCCUACUGACCCCGGGCCCUCGGGCAGUGCCCGAGUUUCCAAAUGGUCAGUCCGCCCCUGUUUUUAAC